This is a messenger RNA of Aspergillus nidulans FGSC A4, 4464 nucleotides long. RefSeq names its product DNA-directed DNA polymerase alpha catalytic subunit POL1. Gene Ontology annotation, biological process: mitotic DNA replication initiation; nuclear DNA replication; DNA replication. Gene Ontology annotation, cellular component: nucleus; alpha DNA polymerase:primase complex. The record is from RefSeq and is a predicted model, not a curated record. Lineage: Eukaryota; Fungi; Ascomycota; Eurotiomycetes; Eurotiales; Aspergillaceae. The transcript is spliced from 5 exons. The coding region runs from base 85 to 4464 and encodes 1459 amino acids. Gene Ontology annotation, molecular function: DNA-directed DNA polymerase activity; DNA binding; DNA polymerase activity.
CCACUGGGUAAAUUUCACUCCAAAUAUCACAUUCCAUGCCUAUCAUUUCUAUGGAAUAAUUGCCAGGCUGAAAUCCAAACCACAAUGGCUUCAGCCCGCGCGAAGUUGGCGGAGCUCCGCGCUCUUCGUGCCGCCGGAAAGAAGCGUCUGUCAACAUACGAGGUCGAGGAACAGGGCGAUAUUUACGAGGAAGUUGACGAUGAUGGUUACAAGAAAAUCAUCCGCAACAGACUUGACGAGGACGACUUCGUUGUCGACGAUAAUGGCGAGGGAUACGCAGACGACGGUCGAGAAGUCUGGAACGAACAAACGGGACAAUACAGUGAUGAGAGCGAUGAUGACGACUUACCAGCUAGGGGGAAAGCUGCUAAGCGUAAGCGCGAGGAGGAGAAGCAACGGAAGGAGAAGAUCAACAAUGGGAUUUCAAAAUACUUCAGUAGUGGAGCUGCGGCGCCGACUCCGAAACCCAAGCCUGUUGCUACUGCGGAAGAUGAUGCCUUUCUCGCGGACCUGCUUGGCGAGGUCGACAAUAAUGUAGUCUCGAACACGGUUCCUAAGCACAAUGUCGUUAAGUCGGAAACACGGCGCAAAGUCCGCAUUCUAUCUCCUCCGCUCUCUGAAAAGACGCGCACAUCGAAGCCUGCGAUUAAAGACGAAAAUAGUGGUCCAGUUCCUCCGGUUGCCGAAGAGCCGGUUCUGGACAUGGACAACGGGGACGGGCCUCUUGACACAAACGACGAUAUCCCAAUGAGCGACACGAUGCCAUCCUCCCCCGUCACGAAAGCGGUCGAGAGGAAAAGCGCAGUCCUCAUAAAGGAAGAGCCGGAAGACGAUGAUGAUAAUAUGAUGGAGGUCGUCCAAGCUACCGGUCAUGACGAAGCCAAGGCACCAAGUGUCAACAUUUCUGGCAGUAGGCCUCCGCCCAAAAUCAAAAAGCAGCCUUACGCGACUCCUGCUAGUUCGUCUCCGGUCAAGUCUGCAGCAGAUGUUAAUGCUUCGUGGAACGAUGUGCGCAACAAAUUGAACGUGCUCAAUAGCCCAGCGUCAACUGAGACACGUGCCUUUGGCAAGUUACGGCCCCAGGAUGUGGCUGAGCAAGACGGGAGUCUGCGCUUCUUCUGGCUCGACUAUACUGAAGUUAACGGCAGUCUCUGCUUAUUCGGAAAGGUGAAGAACAAGCAGAACGGAUCCUACGCUAGUGCAUUUGUCAAGGUCGACAGCAUCCUCCGCAAGCUUUACUUCCUCCCCCGUGAGUACAGACACAAGGGCGGUCGAGAGACUGACGAAGAGGUCGACAUGGAAGAUGUUUACCACGAAGUCGACCAGAUGAUGUCGAGACUCAGAGUGGGCAUGCACAAGAUCAAAGCAUGCACCCGCAAGUACGCCUUCGAGAUGCCUGGUAUACCAAAGGAAGCUGAGUAUUUAAAGCUACUCUAUCCUUACGACAAGCCAGCGCUACCCAUGGACACCAAGGGAGAGACCUUUUCUCAUGUUUUUGGCACAAACACCUCAUUAUUUGAGCAGUUCGUUCUCUGGAAGAACAUCAUGGGCCCAUGCUGGCUCAAAAUCGAAGAAGCCGAUUUCUCUGCCGUCAACAAUGCUUCGUGGUGUAAGUUUGAAUGUCAGACCUCGAAGCCCGGGCUUAUCAGCCCAGUCCCCGAUUCUGAAAACCUCGACCCACCAACUCUCACCUUGAUCAGUCUUGCUUUCCGAACGCAGCUCAAUGUAAAAGAGAACAAGCAGGAGAUCUUAGUCGCCAGCGCUCGAGUUUACGAGAAUAUCUCUCUCACCGAGACGACUCCUCCAGAGAAGCUUCCUUGCAAGACGUUCACUGUGAUGCGGCCAGCUGGUUCGUCGUACCCUGUGAACUUUGAGGCAGAAAUCCGGAAGCAACGGGGCACGUACAUGCUGGAGAAGAGUGAGCAAAUGCUACUCAGUAAAUUUCUAGCUCUAUUCGAAAGAAUGGAUCCGGAUGUCCUGAUGGGGCAUCAGCUCCAGGAAGUCGACCUCAGUAUCUUGCUCAGCAGGCUCAAAGAGAAAAAGACCCCUGGGUGGCAUCGCCUUGGACGACUCAAGCGCGGAGAGUGGCCUAAAAAUUUCAACAAGGGCGGUGGUUUCUUCACCGAGCGACACCUAGUAGCGGGAAGAUUGGUGUGCGAUGUAGCUAACGAUAUGGGCAAGUCACUCAUGAUGAAAUGUCAAUCCUGGAGUUUGACGGAAAUGUGCGAUCUUUACCUUGGGUCUGGCAACGGGCGGCAAGACCUAGACAUCGAUGCGGCACUAAAGACUUGGGCAACCUCGAAAGACGGGCUUGUCAAUUUCGUUACCCAUUGCGAUACCGAUACCUACUUUAUUGCCGCCUUGGUACUGAAGCUUCAGAUGUUGUCCUUGACCAAGGUACUUACGAACAUUGCCGGCAAUUCUUGGGCUAGAACACUAAGUGGUACUCGCGCUGAGCGUAACGAGUACAUUCUGCUGCAUGAGUUCUACAAAAACAAGUACAUUUGCCCAGACAAGUAUUCGUCUAAGCUGCAGAAGGCGGAAGAAAUCGCCCAAGAAGGGGACGAGGAUGACGCAACGGAUAAGAAGAAAAAGGACAAAUAUAAGGGUGGUCUCGUUUUCGAGCCUGAGAGGGGUCUAUAUGACAGAUACGUGCUUGUCAUGGACUUUAACAGUCUGUACCCCAGUAUUAUUCAAGAAUACAAUAUCUGCUUCACAACGGUGGAUCGCACAUCCUCGGCCGAGAACGAGAAUGACGAAAAAGUGCCAGAAGUCCCCGCGUCCGACGCGGAGCAGGGUAUCCUACCUCGUCUUAUUGCAACUCUUGUCGGUCGUCGACGAGAGGUCAAGAAGCUGAUGAAGGAUAAACGGGCGACGCCCGAACAGCUCGCCUUGUGGGACACAAAGCAGUUGGCCUUCAAACUUACCGCUAACUCCAUGUACGGAUGUCUUGGAUACACACAGAGCCGCUUCUAUGCUCGUCCCUUGGCCAUGCUCACGACGUUUAAAGGUCGUGAGAUUCUACGAAGCACUAAGGAGCUAGUAGAGAGCAAACAGCUGAGGGUCAUAUAUGGCGAUACCGACUCCGUCAUGAUCAACACCAAUAUGGACACUAUCAGUGAUGCGCUCAAGGUCGGGGAGGAGCUUAAGACUGCCGUAAACGAACGGUAUAAGCUGCUGGAAAUCGACAUUGAUAACGUCUUCCGCCGUCUCCUCCUGCACGCCAAGAAAAAGUACGCUGCCAUCAAUAUGACCGAAGUGGACGGUAAAUACGUUGACAAGCUCGAGGUCAAGGGUCUCGAUAUGAAGAGGCGUGAGUACUGUGCGCUUUCCAAGGAGGCUUCGCAGCGUCUUCUGAAUGAGAUCCUUUCCGGCGACGACCAGGAGCUUGUUCUGAAUCGUGUUCACGAUUAUUUGCGUGAGCUAGCAGGCAAUAUGAGGGAGUAUACUAUUCCUGUUCAGAAAUACGUGAUCUACACGAAAUUAUCUAAACGCCCGGAAGAGUACCCCAACAAGGAAACGAUGCCUCCAGCUCAAGUUGCAUUACGAGAACUAGCGCGAGGCAAGACAGUCCGACCCAAUGAUGUGAUCUCUUACAUUGUCACAUCCGGCGACUCAGAAACCUCCUCUCUUCCCCCAGCCAAACGCUCUUACACCCUCCAAGACGUAAUUAAGCCAGACUCAAGGCUCAAACCCGACAUCGAGUUCUACCUCCUCAAACAAAUAUUCCCCCCCAUCGAACGUCUUUGCGCCCCAAUACCCGGCACUGACGCCGUCCGCCUAGCCGAAUGCCUAGGUCUUGAUGUCCGAAAAUACCAAAUAAACACAACCACCACAAACAGCACCCAGAAUACCGAGAUCUUCCCGUUAGAAUCCCAGAUUCCUGACUCUGUCCGCUUCGAAUCCGCUGCCAGACUUACCCUCACCUGCCGCCGCUGCAAGGAACGCUCCGUCUUUGAGGGGCUCGCAGCCUCAAUCCACAUGUGUAAACCCACCGGCUUGUUCUGCCCUAACUCUUCUUGUGGAAACCCAAUCUCAACUCUCACCAUCAUCGCCCAGCUCGAGAGUCAGAUCCGCGCCCAGACCUCAAAGUACUACGAGGGAUGGCUUGUCUGCGACGAAUCAACAUGCGGCAACCGAACACGCCAAAUCAGCGUGUAUGGGCACCGCUGUCUGGGUCCGCGUGGGCAGGCAGAAGGGUGCCUGGGACGCAUGGCGUACGAGUAUUCCGAGAAGCAGAUGUACAACCAGCUAUUGUACUUCGCCAGCCUAUGGGACGUCGAUAAGGCGCGGGCCGCGGCGGAGAAAGAGAGCAAUGAGGAGAAGAAGGAUAGCAUUGCAGCUUUGGUGGAGUUCAAUCGGGUACGCUUUGGGACGAUAAAGGGGGUCGUUGAUGCUUACUUGAAGAAGUGUGGAAGGCAAUGGGUUGAGAUGGAUGCCUUGUUUAAGUUUAUGUUGGCUUAG